AUGUACAAAGAGAUUAUUGUCGUGUUUAGUAUUCUUAUCGUUCUCAAGGCUGUCCUCGCCCCCAUAUACACAUAUCUUCGUGACCCCAAAGGUCUGAAGCGCUUCCCUGGAGUGUCAGUCGCUCCCUUAACUGAUCUCUGGAGAGUAUGGAAGCAAUAUCUUCGUACACGUACCGUGGCAGUUCAUAAAGCACACCUCAAAUAUGGCAGCAUUGUUCGAGUCGGGCCAACCCACCUCUCCUUUUCAACGCCUGAAGCAAUCCGCCACAUCUACGGCCACGGAACACCAGCACUGAAAGAUGAUUUUUACCAGACAUUCAACUCAACUCACCUCAACGUAUCUGACGCUCAGGAUAGAGAUAUCCAUAGUAUCAAACGAAAGCGAUUUGCCAUUGCCUUCUCCCAGAAACGUAUCGUUGAGCUCGAGCAUGUGGUUCAAGACCACCUGCGGCGUGUCUCGCGCAUACUGGACUCUUCCAAGGGGGAGGAAGUGGACAUGAAGCAGAUAAUGAUGCACCUCUUGCUGGAAGCACGGUACCAGCUCCAACACAUCACCACGCACUUUGUGCGCGAACGAGUAAGCAUGGACAUUGAGCGAGUGGACGCAGGUCUCCCGCCACUAGACGAUCUUAUGACCACGCUCGUUUGGGACAGAAACCGCGAGCAACCUCUGUGUUUGGAGCUGGGUGAACUAGUGACAGAGGCCCAAAACCUCUUCAGUGCUGCCGGAGGAAACACCGAAAUCUCUCUGACCAACAUCAUCUGGUACCUCGCCAGCAAUCCACACGUAGUCCGACGUCUUCGUGCGGAACUUGCAGAUGCACUUCCACUACACAAUGAUUCAUCAAACCCCAUAUCAUAUGACUUGGUCAAAAACCUUCCCUAUCUCCGUGCCUGCAUAGAUGAAGGCCUACGUCUUCGUCCCUCCAUCCCCGGUGGUCUUCCUCGCGUUGUCCCGAAGGGAGGUAUGAUGGUGUCUGGUGAGUGGUUAGAAGAAGGCACUACCGUAUCUCUAUCCACGUAUACCGUCCACCGUUAUCCGGAUGUCUUCGGUCUCGAUCCCGAGCGGUAUAUCCCUGAGCGGUGGUUGCAGCCUGGGUCGCGUGAUAUGCAGCGCGGGUUUCUGGCUUUCUCACAGGGAGGAAGAGGAUGUCUGGGACGAAAUAUUGCUUAUUUUCAGAUGCAGUUGGUUAUUGCGGCGUUGGUCUGGAGGUAUGAUCUUACCUUAAGGGAGGAAGGGUGGGAGUUGGAGACUAUGGAGACGUUUAGUGCGCAUACGGGGAGCUUGCCUGUUGUUGUCACGAGACGGGAGUAG
Messenger RNA from Aspergillus luchuensis, 1314 nucleotides. Its product is annotated as cytochrome P450. Gene Ontology annotation, molecular function: heme binding; oxidoreductase activity, acting on paired donors, with incorporation or reduction of molecular oxygen; monooxygenase activity. NCBI's taxonomy places the organism in Eukaryota, Fungi, Ascomycota, Eurotiomycetes, Eurotiales, Aspergillaceae. Bases 1 to 1314 code for a protein of 437 amino acids. The transcript is spliced from 2 exons. The record is from RefSeq and is a predicted model, not a curated record.